AGUCUUCAGGCUGGCCUCCCCCUUCCGGAACCUGGAGCUUGAACCAGGGAUCUUCCUAUGGAUGGGAGAUGACGGCAAACAGAGAUGGGAGAGACUACUUCAUCAAUCACAUGACCCAGUCAGGCCCUUUUGAUGAUCCUCGAUUAGAGAGCUGCCAAAUAAUACCUCCAGCCCCCCGGAAAGUGGAGAUGAGGAGAGAUCCUGUGCUGGGAUUUGGUUUUGUAGCUGGCAGUGAAAAACCAGUGGUCGUACGCUCUGUAACGCCAGGGGGACCCUCUGAAGGAAAACUUAUCCCAGGAGACCAGAUCAUCAUGAUUAAUGAUGAACCAGUGAACACUGCUCCAAGGGAGAGAGUCAUCGACCUCGUCAGGAGCUGCAAAGAAUCUAUCCUCCUUACUGUUGUUCAGCCUUACCCUUCUCCUAAAUCGGCAUUUAUCAGUGCUGCAAAAAAGGCCAGAUUGAAGUCCAACCCUGUCAAAGUGCGAUUCUCAGAAGAGGUCAUUAUUAAUGGCCAGGUCUCAGAAACAGUUAAGGAUAAUUCACUUCUUUUCAUGCCAAAUGUUCUGAAAGUAUAUCUUGAAAACGGGCAAACCAAAUCUUUUCGCUUUGACUGCAGUACUUCAAUAAAGGAUGUCAUCUUAACACUUCAAGAAAAGCUCUCCAUUAAGUGUAUUGAACACUUUUCUCUGAUGCUGGAGCAGAAGACUGAAGGGUCUGGAACCAAACUUCUCUUGCUACAUGAACAAGAGACUCUAACUCAGGUGACCCAGAGGCCAAGCUCCCACAAGAUGAGAUGUCUCUUCAGAAUAAGCUUUGUUCCCAAGGAUCCUAUAGAUCUUUUGCGAAGAGAUGCAGUUGCCUUUGAAUAUCUCUAUGUACAGAGCUGCAACGAUGUGGUUCAGGAGAGGUUUGGACCUGAACUCAAAUAUGAUAUUGCACUGAGACUGGCAGCAUUACAGAUGUAUAUUGCAACUGUGACUACAAAACAUACUCAGAAAAUCUCCCUCAAAUACAUUGAGAAAGAAUGGGGGCUGGAGACUUUUCUUCCAUCUGCUGUACUGCAGAGCAUGAAAGAAAAGAACAUAAAGAAAGCACUUUCACACCUUGUCAAAGCAAAUCAAAACCUGGUUCCUCCAGGUAAAAAGCUAUCUGCUCUGCAAGCUAAAGUACACUAUCUCAAGUUUCUCAGUGAUCUACGGCUGUAUGGGGGCCGAGUAUUCAAGGCAACACUACUGCAGGGAGAGAAGCGUUCUGAAGUGACAUUGCUGGUGGGACCACGAUAUGGCAUCAGCCACGUCAUUAACACCAAAACAAACCUGGUGGCCCUGCUGGCUGAUUUCAGCCACGUGAAUAGAAUCGAGAUGUUUACAGAAGACGAAACCACUGUUAGAGUUGAGCUUCAUGUGCUAGAUGUAAAACCAAUCACUUUGCUAAUGGAAUCCUCCGAUGCCAUGAAUCUUGCCUGUUUAACAGCGGGAUAUUACAGACUUCUUGUUGAUUCCAGGCGCUCAAUAUUUAACAUGGCCAGUAAGAAAAAUGGUGGAAGCCGUGAAGCAGGGAUUGAAACUAAGGUGAAGCAUAACCUCCAUGGGACUGAGUGGAAUUGUGUAGCGAAGACCACUACUUUCCCAGCAGAGGGAGAACAUGAGACGCACAUGUUUGUAGACUCAAAACAGAAAACUGCAGAUGCUUCUGACAGCACCUUAUGCCCAAAAGAUCACAGGCAUCUGUACAUAGAAAGUGUCUAUCAUUCAAGUGAAUUUGAUCAGCAGCUGGCUAAACAGAAUGACUCUGCAGAGGCGGAAGAAAACGGAAGUUUAAGCCAGCAGUCUGCACUGUCAUACUCAGGACUGGAAUCCAGCAAGAAAGCACAGGGAUCUCCAAGGGCAGCAAAAGUAUCCUUUAUAUUUGGAGAUCACAGUUUAGAUGGCAUUAAUCCCCAAACUCUUGGCUAUGAGAGACUGUUGGAUGAAAGCCCAGAAGCAUUGGAUAAGCAAAGAGCUCUUUAUAUGAGCCAUACCAGUGAAAUUAAGGGGUUGGAGUUGUCCCCGGAUGCAGAAAGCAUUCAGUUUGCUGCUAAUUCUGUGUAUUCAGGCUUAAAUGAUAACAAAAUCUUUGGAGCUGCUGAAGGAAUAGAAGAGCCUUUGCUACAUGAUAUUUGCUAUGCAGAGAACACAGAUGAUGCUGAGGAUGAAGAUGAAGUAAGCUGCGAGGAAGACAUAAUGGUGGGAGAAAUCAGUAGGCCUGCUCUGCUCAGCCUUUCAGGGUCCAGUGAUGACAUCAUUGAUCUGACAUCACUCCCACCUCCGGAAGGGGAUGAUAAUGAAGAUGACUUCCUAUUGCAUUCGCUAAACAUGGCCAUUGCUGCUCCUCCACCUGGAUUCAGGGAUAGCUCUGACGAAGAAGAUUCUCAGAAUCAUACAACACAGUACAGAGAAGAUAAAGAUCAAACUAAUAACAUAGGUAAUGAUGAUAUUCCUGUGUCACUUAUUGAUGCUGUCCCUACUAAUGCCGAAGAAAAAUGUGAAAAGAGGCUAGAUGAUGCUGUGGUUUCUACUCUUCAAGCGCUGGAGGCCUUGGCAGCUUCAGAGGAACAGCAGACAAAUGACAAUUCAGGUGUAGCCAUCUUGAGAGCAUAUAGCCCUGAAUCAUCAUCCGAUUCUGGCAAUGAAACAAACUCUUCUGAAAUGACUGAAAAUUCUGAAUUGGCCACAGCACAGAAACUGAGUGAAAAUGCCACUCGCAUGUUUUUAUCUGCUAAUGAAGGUUAUCAACCUCUUGUGGAACCCCAGGCUGAAUAUUCCAUCACCAAGAAUCAAGCUGGAGGACUUCUUAUGAAAUCCUCACAGUCUCCAGCUAAUCAGCAAGUUACAGAACUGCAGUCUAAAGUUGUGCCUUCAAAGCAGAUUCUUCAUUCAGAUAACAUGGAGAUGGAACCAGAAACCAUGGAAACAAAGUCUGUUACUGAAUAUUUUAGUAAGCUGCAUAUGGGGUCUGUUGUGUAUUCUUGCACUACUAAACGGAAAAAUAAGGUUACUGAUGGGGAAGCAAAAGCAACCCCUGAUGGCAAUGCUGUUAUGAAAAAACAACAGGGAACUAAAAAAACAGACACUGAUGAGCAAAAGGGCAAAUUCGGCACUCUUUCCUCAAGAGAGAGUCAACGCAUAAGCACUUUUAAUGUGGAAAGAACUGCCUUUCGCAAGGAUGGCCAAAGAUGGUAUGCUGCUUCAGACGAGGGAGCAGUAGAGAAACCAAAUUUGGAACCAGUGAAUGGGAAGACUGUUCCAAGAGUUUCUAGUUUGGGGAAAAUGGAAAUGGAUUGCAAAGAUGAGAUGCAUCCUGAGAUUGAUCAUGGUGGUAUUUUAGAGCACGAGCCAGAGGAAAAUUUUGUAUCAGAUGUGACCACUCUGUCUUCACACAAAGACCUAAACAACCCUGAAGACAUUGACUUAUCUGAUGACCAUUCGUCAAAACUUCCAGAAGCAGAGCAGAGUGUGACUAGAUUAUGCGAGUAUCACUUAGCUAAGCGUAUGUCAUCCUUGCAGAGUGAAGGCCAUUUUUCACUACAAAGCUCACAGUGCUCUUCGGUGGAUGCAGGAUGUAGCACAGGCAGCAGCACAUGUGGAACCCCAGUUGAAUCUCCCCUUUGUAACUCAGAGGCUAAGCACAUUAUGCCUGAUACAAUGGGAAAAGGCAUGAGCUAUAUUCCAGUGGAUGAAAGAGCUGCCAUGCUUCCCAGCCACGGAACAACAUACAAGGACCUGCAUCCGCAGUCUGAAACUGUGUGUCACAGAAUGGCAGUGCCUGUUAUGCAUUCCCCAGUUAAUUCCGCUGACCCUCUGUUUGGCACUUUAAGAGAUGGAUGUCACAGAAUCCCCAAGAUUAAAGAAACCACAGCUUUCACAGAGCCUGUGACUGGAAGACGAGGAGGCAUGCCUUCAGCUUUCCCUAAACAGCCCAGAGCUGAUUCCAUCAUGCUAUCAUCCCACAUUCACUCAGAAUCAAAGGUGCCAAGUCAAAAUCAAGACUCUUUUGAUGCUCCCAAAGUCAACCAGUCAGGUGGGAUAACGGUUUGUUUAUGGCCAUACGAUAUGAUGGGAGGAAGCCUCAGAAUGCCGCACAAGAAGAAAGUUUUGCGCCGUAGCAACAGUGUUGUUGCAGAACCUACAGGCAUUGAGAUGUUUCUUGAAGAAAAGGAGAAAACCACCGUGAGCUUGAUAAGUAUGGAUACCAGUGAAGCAGAUGACUCAAAGUUAGAAAAAAGAGGACAGCUUCCUCUGGGCAAAAUGUUAUCCAAAAGUUAUUCCCAGAGCUCUGGGAAUAUCAGCAUGAGCAGUAAAAGGUCUCCCAUCUCGAACACCACACAGAAGGAUUCCAAACAGUACAGAACAUUACCCUUACGGAGGCUAGAUGCCAGCAACUGGAAAUGUCAUGGACCCUUUAGUUCUUGCUUCCUAAGAAGAGGAACUGCUGAAGAUGACGAUGAUGAUGACGAACAUAAAAACAGCACGCAGCUUUCAUGCUUCUAUCAACCUACAGAACAGCAUGAAGUAGCAGAAAAAUCUAGUCCAUUUUUUUCUGCUCUAAAUGAAGAAAAUGAGAAAGAAAGUAUAGGAUCCCCCCAGGAUACUGUAAACAGUCAAAACAACAUGAACAAGCCUGAAGACCUGGAUGGUAAAACCCAUGUGAAUCUCAGCAAUAUGUCCUUUGAUGCACAAAUUGCAAGGCUCAGUUUAAUGAAGGAGAAGAAUUAUGCAGUGCCUGAUGGAUUUCUUGCAGCACAAAGGGAUGCUAAUGAGCUACUCUGUUUGGUCCGAUCCAGUGUGGGAAAGAGGGAUGAUGUAUGUCAAGAAACAUAUGACCUUAAACUUUCUCAGUACAAACAACUGUUAUCUGUAGAAUCAAGACAGUUGGGAAGUGCCUGCAGGAAAAUGGCCAUGGCUGAAAAAAGCCCUGAGGAAAUGCUUGUAGCUAUGACUUCUAGCUUUCAAGUACUCUGUUGCUUAACAGAAGCCUGCAUGCGUUUAGUUAAAAUCAUGAACUCUGAAACACAGCAGGAGGAAAUUGUAGCUAAAAUAGAUGAAGUUGUAAUAAACUAUAUUUGUCUUCUAAAGGCUGCAGAAGCAGUGUCUGGUAAGACCUCCAGUGACUCUAGCAUUAAACUCUUGGCUCGUCAUUCGACUACCAUGGCCACUAUCGUAAGCACACUAACACGUUCUCUUAAAACUCUUUUAAAUAAAUAAACUGAAGUCACUUCAUAAUCUAUCUUUGCAAAGCCAUACAUAAAAUCUUUUAUUUACCUGUUAUGUGUAUGAACUAAA
This is a messenger RNA of Eublepharis macularius, 5321 nucleotides long. It is a transcript of the gene FRMPD4, whose product is annotated as FERM and PDZ domain containing 4. The transcript has 16 exons. NCBI's taxonomy places the organism in Eukaryota, Metazoa, Chordata, Lepidosauria, Squamata, Eublepharidae. Gene Ontology annotation, cellular component: cytoskeleton. The coding region runs from base 69 to 5243 and encodes 1724 amino acids. The record is from RefSeq and is a predicted model, not a curated record. Gene Ontology annotation, molecular function: protein binding.